AUGGCCACACGCCCGAGCCGCUACCGCUCGUCCACUUCGGCCUCCAACCCACCGACGACGACCAAGGCUGCCGAGGUGCUCCAGGACCUUCUGAACGGCACUCUCUCGGUGAUAUCUACGCCGUCGUCCGGCUCCGGCGGCUACCCCGACAUCCACUCCCUCCUAAAGUAUGUCCGACAGGUCCAUCAGCACCUCACCGCCCUUGCCCCACCGAGCUCGGCGCAGGAUGACUUCCGCCACCUACACGGCUUCCAGCUGCUGCUGAGCAUGCUGCGGUCGUUCUCGGGGUUUUACAACCCGCAGAAGCGCAGCGACCCGGAGAAGAAGGCCCUGUUUGAGCUGCUGCACGCGACCCUAGCUGUCUUGUCGGCGGCGUUUCGCGGCCACCAGGGCAACCGCCGGUACUUCCACCUCCGCGUCGAGGGCGGCGGGUGGGAGGCACUGGAUCAGAUCAUUGCGAGUAUCGGGCUGGGCGUGAGCGACUCGGACCUGUGGAGCAACUGCCAGCUUUUUGGCAAGCUGCUCGCCUUCGCCCUGGACGACCAACGGAUGGACGAAGUGGCCCAGUGGAUUGCUCAGGACCGGGAAGAGGGUGUGACGGUAGAUGUGGAGGAGAAAGAAGAGAAAGAGGAGGAAGAAGAGAAAGGAGAGAAAGAUGGGAAAAAGGAGACAGAGGAGGAAGAGGGACAAUCGGAACAUACCGAGGAGAGAGUGGAGGGAAAGGAGCCCAAGACGAACGGGAUGAACGGGAAAACUGCUCCGGAUGCCCAAAGCAGCACAGUCGACAUCUCGCAGUUGAAGGCCAAGCUUGGUGUCAUCAUCGGGCCCAAGACGGUGCUGCAAAACGCAGAGGUGAUGCGGACAGUGAUCGGGUUCUGGGAGUCGAUUCCGCGGAGCCAUGCCGGCGCAUCGGACCCGGUGUCUCUGCUCGUUCUCGAGACGGUCGCCGCAGUGCUCUCGAUCUCGUUCUCCAACCUGUCAGCGCUCCACGAGACCGGGAUCCUCUCGCGGUUCAUGCACCUCUAUUUUGCGGCGGACUCGCCGCUCAGUGCGGACGAGCGCGCACGCAUCCUCCCGAUCUGCCGGUCGAUGAUGUGUCUGGGCGUCAACCAGCUGGCAGAUGCGCAGUUUCUCCUCUCCAGCACCGAUCCGGCCGCGUCCGAGUUUUGUCUGGCGAUGGCGGCCAAGUACAGCGGCCCGCCGUUUGUGCAGUUCGACCUGUCGCGCCGCGGCUACUCGUCCAUCGAGCUACCCACUCUCGGCCGCUCGUUUCCGCCAGCCAAUGCGGGUUACACCUUUACGUGCUGGCUGCGUGUCGACACGUUUGACCCGCGAUCGCACACGACCAUCUUCGGCGUCUUUGACGCCACGCAGACCUGCUUCCUGCUACUCUACCUGGAACGAGACACGCGUAACUUUAUCCUGCAGACGUCGGUGACGUCGUCCCGUCCCAGCGUCCGGUUCCGGUCUGUGGGUUUCGAGGAGGGCCAGUGGUACCACGUUGCGCUGGUGCACCGCCGGGCCAAGGCACGGGCGUCCCUGUAUGUCAACGGCGAGUUCGUCGAGCAGGUCAAGUCGGCCUACCCACUGCCGCCACCACCAGCACCGGGCAGCGGCAGCGAGCCAUUUGUCUCGUUUGGCGGCAGCAGCCGGGUGAAGCUCAAUCCGGUGCAGGCGUUCCUGGGCACGCCCAAGGACCUGUCGGUGCAGGUUGGGCCGGGGAUGAUCUUGUCGAAAUGGUCGCUGGCGUCGGCCCACCUGUUCGAGGACACUCUGAGCGACGACUUUCUGGCCGUACACUUCCGGCUUGGCCCUCGCUACCAGGCCAAUUAUCAGGACAGCCUCGGCGGCUUCCAGACGUACACGGCAUCUGCUAGGCUGGCCCUCCGAAACGAGAUCAACGCGGGCAACGACGACAACUCGGACAUUCUGCGGGCGAUUCGGGACAAGGCGUCGUCGAUUGUGCCCGAGUCCAAGAUCUUGAUGAGCACGCUGCCGCGGUCGACGUUCCGGACAGACGGGACCUUUCUCGAGUCGCUGCUGUUCCGGUCACUGUCGCGGCCAUCGGCGGCCAACCUGCUGACGCUGACGGCGAAGAGCGGCACGGCCGUGGCGAUCAACGGGGCGCUACCGUGCAUCAACGACGCGCUGCUGCGGUCGCAUGGCGUGGCAGUGCUUACAGGCGACCCGGUGCUGGCGACGCCCUUUUUCUUUGACGAUAACCUCUGGCGGCUGGCCGGAUUCACACCACUGGCACUGAAGCUGGUGGAGCGUGCGACCACGGCCGAAGACCUGCUCCGGUCGGCCGAACUGGUGUUCCUAUGCACGAACAGCAGCUGGCGCAACAGCGACGCGAUGGAGCGCGAUAACGGCUACGCCAUCCUGGGCAUGCUGCUGCGUGCCAAGCUCGGGGUCAGUCCGGUGGCAGCGGCUGGCCUGAGUUCGGACAGCUCCGGCGGCUCCGGCUGGCGGGCUCCGGCUGUGACGGGCGACCGACGGGCGACCAGCCUGCGGCUGCUCCAACUGAUCCUGUCGUUUGUGGGCUACAACCACGGGGAUCCGCUCGAGUCACUCAUCAUCAACCCGCUGGCGUACCGCAUUCUGCUGAUCGACUUCGACACGUGGCGCAAGUCGCCGGCACCGACACAGCAGCUGUACUACGAGCAGUUCAACACGUUUGCCGUCAUGAGCAAGUUUCAUCAGUUUAAUAGCCGCAGGCUGCUGAGGAUGAGGAUCACCAAGCGACUGCUGGACGCAAUGAAGGUCGAGACGGUCUCGGAGGAGAUCAUGCCGUACUUUAUCAAGUCGUUUGAGAGUCUGAUCCGGUGCAACUACAACGCCGAGGUGCACCGGGCCCUGGCGCUCUACAUCACGUACGGACUCCACACGCCCAGUGCGGCGUCUUUUCUGCGGGCGGCACGACCACCGACGGCGACGGGCAGGCCGCGGAGCAACACAACAGGACGAGUGCAGCGAAGCGCGACGCUCAGCUCGGCACGGAGCAUGAUGUCGUCCGAGUUCGUGGCGGCGGAUGGGAAUAGGCCGCUGCCGAAGCGGCGUCUGGGGAUUGAGAUCCUGCAGUUGUACGAGCAGCUGCUGUGUGAGAACGGCACGGUGGCGAACAUUCGCAAGUUUGCGCGCACGGUGACGAACAAGUGGCUGCUGUACCUCCUCUCGGCCGACGACGCGGUAGUGGUGGUGAGCGGCGGGCGGAUCUUGUCGCGGCUGCUGGUGACGCAAGGCGCCAGCUACACGUCCAAGUUCAGCAGCAAGACGGGCGGGUUCUGGAUCAUGGCCCAUCGGCUGCGGCCGUGGUGGCACAUGCCGGCGGUCUGGAUGAGCGUCUUGGGCGUGCUCUUUGGCAAGGACGUCGUGGGGAUCAGCGCGGAGGAACGGGCGUUUGACGAAGAGGCACUCGCGUCGAUCUUUGGUCCGGGUGCCAAGGUGGUCUAUCCGGACGCCCUCUUUGCCGUCGUGUCGAUGCUGCAGCAGGGGCUCAACGACACGCUCAAGUGCGAGGGGACACCGGACAGCGAGGCGGACGGCAAGCGAAAGGCAGCACCACUGGAAGCGAUUAUCCGGUUUCUGGGCAGCUGUCACCGGCAGUCGGCCGAGUUCCGCGACUUUGCUCUGUCGUCCGAGUACGUGCGGCUGCUCCUGUCGGCACUCUUCCCGUCGGUGGUGGGCAUGGAGGCGCUCGCGGCCGAGACCGAGCUGAACGCCAAGGACACGCCACUCCUGUUCGACAGCGGUGACAACAAUAGCAGCCGGCCGGCGGCGGCGUCUUCGUCAGCGAUGGUGCGGUCGUCCAGCACGACAUCAAGUCUCGCAUCGAGCGUGCACUCCAGCAUUGGCGGGUCGACGGUGGACUUCACGUCGGACUCGACGGUGCUCGCGUCGGUGGAGUCGUCGAUGCACUCGACAUCCGGGCGGCCGGCACUCUCGCCCCUCACAGGCGGGACGACAUCGCUGAACCGGCGGUCGUCGUCAUUCAUCCUGCUGACGACACAGGCAGCGCCCCCAUCAUGGCACGUGGCACGACUGGCAGCACACGCAUCACCGCGACGGCGGCUGGCGGUGCCGUCGCAGGCCAGCCGGAACAGCGUGCAGCAGGGGCUCCUGGGGCUGAUCGUGGACGUGUUCGUCGACCAGGAGCACCAGACCUUCUUCGAGUCGUACGUGCUGCGGGCGACGACACAACAGCUGGAACAGAAGCUGCGAGAAGACAUGGACGUGGUGUGCGAGCCCAAGGUGCUGACGAACAUGGGGCGGUUCGCAGUCAACAUGGUGGAAGCGGUGCUGGACGGGACGUUUGUGGACGGGGUCGACGUGCUGCUGGACUUUACGGGGCGACUGCUGGAGCAUCUGCACCGGCCGGACGUGGCGGCACUCAAGAGCGUGCGGCUAUGCAGCCAGGCGGUGACGACGAUCCGGACGUCCUUUCUCAAGCUGGUCCUGUUCCGGCUCUCAGACGUGGGCGAGGGAGAUGGCGAGGACGAGAACGAGAAGGAAAACGAGGGCGAAGGCCAAGGGAACGGCGACCUGGACGGGCUGCCGGUGCUGGAGCGGAUCUUCUACUGGCAAUCGGUGUUUGUGGACUGCCUAUCGAUGGAGUCAGCAGCGGAAGAGUACUACCUGAAGCUGGUGCUGUACCAGCUGUACGCGCGGCUGCUGGACGCCGAUGAGACGGCACGACUGGCAGCAGCGAGCCUGUGGCGGGCUGGUGCUGAUCCAGAAGCCGACAGAGUCAGCGACAGUGCUGCGACAGUGCGCGACAGCGGAUCAGCCUGCCACCUGGCGCGGUCGUUCCGGCACCUGACGGAGGUGGACGAUGGGGCCUUUCUGGAGUGGGUGGACCAGCACCGGCCGUCGCUGGACGCCUUCUUCCUCGGCGGCAUGUCGCGGUUCUGGGAGGACUUUGUGGCGUUGGAGAACGGGCGGGCGGCCGAGGGAUCACGACAGCGAGCAAGCCGUCGACGCGACCGACUCAAACAGUGGCACACGGAAUCGCUGGAGCGCGGCAACGUGCUGCUGCGGCACGAGAUGGCCAACAGCGCGUGGAUGAAGAGCAUCUAUGGGACAGAGCACGCCAAGCUGCAGCGGCUGCUGCAGGACCAGCAGGACGACCUAGCCUACCUGGCAGCGACGUUUGGCAAGAUGGAGCGCGAUCUGCGGCGGCCGGGCGCGGUGUUCGCCGAGGCCGGGGCACCGAUCAAGUGGAAGCUGGACCGGACAGAGGGCCGCAACCGGAUGCGAUUGCGGCUGCUGCCCGACUCAUCGGCACGGACCAAGGAGGAGCUGCAGUCGCGGAAGAAGGCGUUGGACGUGGCAGCCGGAGGCGGUCUGGCAGCACGGCCAUCGUCCGCGAAUCCGUCAGGGAGUCCGUCAGGGCUGUCGCCGGUGGUAGGAAGUGGACGGACGGCACGACCACCAUCAGCAUCGAUUGGGGGGUUGGUAGGAGGAGGAGAACGAGGGGAACGAAGAGAAGCGGAAGAAGGAGAAGCAGGAGAAGCAGGAGAAGCAGGAGAAGCAGGAGAAGCAACAAAGCCAGACAUGGGGGUGGCGACGGCCGAGGACGACUUUGAGCUGAUCGAUGACCCAAACGAGCCGGAGGCAGAUGACGGAUUCGAGGACAAGAACCGCAAGGUGAUGCGCCGGCUAGAGCCAGGUGACGUGGUGCUGAGCGUGAGCAACGUGUCGCGGAUCAUCGGACUGGACGCGUGCGAAGGCAUCCUGAUCGUGGGCAAGGAGGCGCUGUACCUGAUGGACAACGUCUUCCAGUGCCGGGACGGAGAGAUUGUGAACGCGUGGCAGGCGCCGGCAGAUGAACGAGACCCGUUCUCGCAGAUCAUCACGACCAAACCAACAGGCAACAGCGGGGACGAAGGCGGCGCCAACAGCCGACAGCAGACACAGACGCAAAAGGCCAGCAGCCUAGAGCAGGAGUCGCGCAGCUGGCGAUGGAACGACGUGAUCAGCGUGUCGAAGCGGCGAUUUCUCUUCCGGGACGUGGCGAUCGAGGUGUUCUUCCGCGACGGGCGCAGCUACCUGCUGACGAUGAUCGACAAUGGCAAGCGGGACGAGGUGUUUGGGCGGCUGACGGGCAAGAUCCCACACGCGACAGGACCGACGAGCGCGCUGACAAACCCGGACGACGCAUGGCGACUGGAAGCACUGCGAGUCGUCGACGAGGGGCCACAGACGCUGGGCAGCAAGUUUGGCAGCAUCUUCAACACGUCGCCGUGGAACCCGGCGAUGCGACGGUGGCAGCGCGGCGAGAUGUCCAACUUCCACUACCUGAUGCUUGUCAACACGAUGGCCGGACGGACCUUUAACGACCUGACGCAAUACCCGGUCUUCCCAUGGGUGCUGGCCGACUACACGAGCGAGACGUUGGACCUGGAAGAUCCGGCGACGUUCCGGGACCUCUCGAAGCCGAUGGGGGCGCAGACGGCGCAGCGACAGGCAGACUUUGCGAUGCGAUACCAGACGCUGGCCGAGAUGGGCCAGCCGCCAUUCCACUACGGCACACACUACUCGUCGGCCAUGGUGGUGUCGUCGUAUCUGAUCCGACUGCCGCCGUUUGUCGACUCGUUUCUGCUGCUGCAGGGCGGCCACUUUGACCAUGCGGACCGGCUGUUCAGCUCGGUGGCGGCGGCAUGGCGGUCAGCAUCACACGACAACGGCUCGGACGUGCGCGAGCUGAUUCCCGAGUUCUUCUGUCUGCCCGAGUUUCUCGUCAACGUCAACGGCUACGACUUUGGGCGGCGACAAGACGGCAGCACGCUCAGUCACGUGGAGCUGCCACCAUGGGCCAAAGGCGACGCUAGCGUAUUUAUAGCGCGGCACCGCGAGGCGCUGGAAAGCCCGUUUGUGUCGCGCCAUCUGCACCGAUGGAUCGACCUGGUGUUUGGCUGCAAGCAGCGCGGCGACGCAGCGGUUGAGGCGCUCAACGUCUUCCACCACCUGUCAUACCACGGAGCCAUCGACCUGGACAACAUCAAGGACCCGCAGGAGCGCGCGGUGGUGACGGGCAUCAUCCACAACUUUGGGCAGACGCCGCGACAGGUGUUUUCGCGGGCGCAUCCGUCACGUGACCCGGCCAUAAGUCCGGCACGGCGACUAGACGUCGGGUCCGUGGCCGCGCUGACCCGGCUGCCGCACGCGAUACUGGAGAGCCACGAGCGGGUGGCGUCGUUGACAUACGUGCCGCGGUUGGACCGGCUGCUGUGCGCGUCGCCGUUCCGGCUGAACCUGCCGCCCUUUUACGACAAGUACCUGGAAUGGGGCUAUGCGGACAACAGCAUCCGGUUCUACUUUAGCGACAGCCGGCGGCUGGCGGGCCUGUGCGAGAACCUGCACACGGGGCAGAUCUCGUGCGUGGCGUUUGCGGACUCGAAGACGCUGAUCACGGCGGGCGAGGAUUGCGCGGUGUCGGUAUACGCGGUCGAGCAGGGUGGCAGUGGAGGAGGGAGUGGGACGGGAAGUGGAGGAGGAGGAGGUGGAGGAAGUGGCAGCGGCAACAACAGCAGCGACAAGUCGGUGGAGCUGUUGACGCGCAGCUCUCUCUUCGGCCACAAGACGCCGGUGACGACAGUGGCGACGUCGAGCGCGUUCAGCACGCUGCUGACGGUCAGCCAAGACGGCGUGGCGAUGCUGUGGGACCUGAACCGGCUGGAAUUUGUGCGCAAGCUGCCGGGCGUGCGGCCGGUUGAGUGUGCACGCAUCAGCGACGUGACAGGCGAGAUCCUGCUGUGCUCGGGGCCGAACGUGGUGCUGUACUCGCUGAAUGGGGAUCUGCUGCUGGACCAGAACGUGUGUGGACGGACGGGCGAGACGGGCGCCGACAUGGACAGCGAUGCGGACGAGGGGGAUUACGUCCACUCGUGUGCGUUCUACGAGGGUGCGGCCUGUGAGUGGCUGGCCGACUGCCUCGUCUUUACGGGCCACCGGCGCGGACGCGUCAGCGUCUGGCGCAAGGCCGUCGGUCCGCACGGUCGCUGGCUGCUCGAGCUGGUGCGCCACCUCGAUCACGUGGACGUCCGAUCUGAGGCGGGCGCCAACGUGGACGCGGCCAUCACGUGCAUUGCGCCAAUGCCCCAGCUGGUGUACACGGGCGACGACGGCGGACGAGUGGACUGGUCAUUGAGUCUGCCGACUACACCUACUCGGAUACGUCAUCGGGACGGGUGCCGGGUUCUCGUCGCCGACCAGCCGGCGCAGCGGCGGCGCCACGACAAACGUGGCCGGGCAGAGGGCGGCGAUGGCGACGGACCAGAACGAUUGACGGCCUCUGCAAGCGCACCGAUUGUGCUCUCUCCCCGACCUCUUUGCUCCGCCUCUGUGCUCCGCCUCUGUGCUCCGACCUCUGCACUGCUCUGCAACAGCGGCAUCCGGCCUCACCACCUCACUAUGCCGUCGCUCCGGUCCUGUCUGUCGCUGCUCGCGCUGGCCGCCGUGUCGGCCGUGCAGGCCGUCAGCUCCAGCGGACCACGGCUGCUGGCCAUCUUGGACGACGUCGCCGACCGGUCGGCAUACUCCCACUUUCUCGGCGACCUCGAAAGCCGUGGCUUCUCCAUCGCAUACGAGACGCCCAAGAGCGAAUCGGUCGGGCUCUUCCGUCUGGGCGAGCGAGCCUACGACCAUGUCAUCCUGUUUCCGACCAAAGCCAAGGGUCUCGGCCCCCACCUCACGCCCCAGCUGCUUGUCCGCUUCCUCAAUGCCGAGGGCAACAUCCUCGUCGCCCUCGCUAGCGGCCAGCCCGCCUCCACCUCGGUCGUCUCUCUCCUGAGCGAGCUCGACAUCGCCCUGCCGACCGAGCGGACAGGCCUCGUGGUCGACCACUUUGCCUACGACGGCCGCGCGGCUGCAGACCUGCACGAUGUGCUGCUGCUGCCGGUGCCGUCGGCCCGUCCGGGCGUGCGGUCGCUCUUUGCCGACGCAGCCGACGCAGAAGACGGCCUGAUCGCCUUUCCCCAUGGCGUCGGCCACGUCCUCGGCGACAGCCCUCUGCUGGCCCCCGUGCUCUCGGCUCCUCGCACUGCCUACAGCUACAGCCCCCGGGAACAGGCCGAGACCCUCGACGGCGCUGACGACCUCUUCGCGGCCGGCGGCCAGCUCAAGCUCGUCUCCGUCCUGCAGGCCCGCAACUCGGCCCGCCUCGCCCUCGUCGGCGCUGCCGAGAUGCUGUCGGACGCCUGGUUCGAUGCUACUGUCGCACCCACCGGCUCCGACGCCCAGCCCCGCUCCACGUACAACCGCGAGUUUGCCCGUCGCCUCAGCGGCUGGACCUUUCAGGAAACCGCCGUCCUGCGCGUCAACUGGAUCGAGCACGCACUCGCCGAGCAGACUGCUACCAACGAGACCAACCCAGCCCUCUAUCGGGUCAAGAACGAAGUGAACUACGCUGUCUCCCUCUCCGAGUACCUCUGGGACAAGUGGGUGCCGUUUGUGCCGCCGGCCGGCGACGAGGUCCAGCUCGAAUUCUCCAUGCUGUCGCCCUUCCACCGGCUCGGGCUCAAGCCGGCGCCGGCACUGUCGACCGCCACCGCUGCCGCCUAUAGCGUCUCGUUCACGUUGCCGGACCAGCAUGGCAUCUUCAACUUUGUCAUCGACUACAGACGGCCGUUCCUCACGUACCUCGGCGAGAAGAUCACUGUGUCGGUCCGCCAUAUGGCCCACGACGAGUGGCCGCGCUCCUUUGUCAUCUCGGGCGCCUGGCCGUGGAUCGCCGGCAUUGCUGCCACCAUCACUGGCUGGCUUGGCUUCUGCGCCCUGUGGAUGUACUCGGCACCAGUCCGGCCGACGCCGCCGGGCAAGAAGAACCAGUAG
Messenger RNA from Grosmannia clavigera kw1407, 9831 nucleotides. Its product is annotated as glycosyltransferase. Gene Ontology annotation, cellular component: endoplasmic reticulum membrane. The transcript has 8 exons. The record is from RefSeq and is a predicted model, not a curated record. Gene Ontology annotation, molecular function: protein binding. Bases 1 to 9831 code for a protein of 3276 amino acids. NCBI's taxonomy places the organism in Eukaryota, Fungi, Ascomycota, Sordariomycetes, Ophiostomatales, Ophiostomataceae.